This is a messenger RNA of Myxozyma melibiosi, 1759 nucleotides long. RefSeq lists its product as uncharacterized. The transcript has 2 exons. Lineage: Eukaryota; Fungi; Ascomycota; Lipomycetes; Lipomycetales; Lipomycetaceae. Gene Ontology annotation, molecular function: nucleic acid binding. Bases 248 to 1588 code for a protein of 446 amino acids. The record is from RefSeq and is a predicted model, not a curated record.
CACAACAACCGCCCGGUCUGCUUCUCGAUUUGCAUCUGUCUUUCAUCCACCGCGACGUAUUCUUGGUAUUCAGCUCGAAGCCCCUGUGUUCAGCGUAAUAUUUUUGGGCUUUUUUUGGAUUCGCGUUUUUUCUCCGAGGGGUAUUUGGCGAUUGUUGUUUCUGGGAAUUAUUUGAUCAGCCGAAAGCCACGGAAACGCGGAACAGAACUGGAUCAAGAGACCAACAGCUUCUCAAAACUAUCACACAAUGGCAGACUACUCAAAGCUCAAGGUCACAGAACUGAAAGAAGAGCUCAAAAAGCGGGGACUGUCGACCGCGGGACUGAAGAAGGCACUGGUGGAUCGUCUCGAGGAGGCUGAUGCUGCUGCUCCUGCUGAGUCUGGGGAUAACACCGGUACUGAUGCUGCAGCAGAGCCACAGGCGGAGGGUGAGGCGAUGGAGGAGGACAUUGUUGCGCCUGUGCAGGAGUCUGAGUCAAAACCAGAGCCGGUGGUCGAGCCUGAACCGCAGCCGGUAGCAGCGCCCACCAAAGCCGAGCCUGCGCAAGAGACGACAGUGGCUGAGGUCAAGCCCGCAGAGCCUGCAAAGGAUGAAGUGAUGGAAGAUCAACCAGCGUCUGACUCAGUGGAGGAAAAGCUCGAGUCAAAAGUUGAGCCACCCGCAGAGCCGAUUCCCGAAGCGACCCCCGUUGCUCCCGCUCCGAUCGUGGAAACCGCCAGCUCGACCAAGCGAUCUGCAGACGCGAUGGAUCUCACACCCGACGACAAGUCGACCACAGACGCGUCAGCCGAAAAAAGUGCAAAGCGUAUCAAAGAAGAUCUCGAGAUGGAGGAUGCGAAAGUUGAGCUGGAAUCCACAGACGAACAAAAGCCAAAGGAGGAUCCACUGCCUGCCCUCGGCGUCGCCAGAAAUCCCAAUAUACCUACAGAGCGAUACCCACCGACGCGCACGCUUCACAUCAAAAAUUUCUCGCGCCCGCUAAAUCUCCCGUCUCUAAAGUCGUAUAUGUCCGGCGUUGCGCAGGAAGAUAUCGUCCAGUUCUGGGUCGACAGCAUCAGAACCCACUGCUUUGUAUCGUUCAGCUCGAGCGCAGCCGCUGCGCGUCUUCGCGAGAAAAUGUACGGCGAGCCGUUCCCGACUGAUGAAAAGGGACGGAAGCCGCUUGAAGCGGAGUAUAUCCCAGACGCAAAGAUGGAGGAAUUUAUUGCGACGGAAGAGAGUUCCGAGGGACGAGCGAAGCGUUGGGAUGUUUCAUUCGGCGAGGGAGCUGCUGGCGGUAGUGUUACUGCUGAUUCUGUCGUGUUGGUUGAAGCAAACUCGAUGGGGUCGGUGUCCGCCCCGAAAUCAACUGCUUUCAUGACGAACCCGCUCCGUGGUAGAAUCAACAACCCUCUCGGACGCGAAAUGGGCCAUUUUGAUGGUCCAAACGAGAAAGACAAUAAAUACGUUGACAGAGCAAGCAGUGGUAGGGAUGAGCCAGUGCUUGCCGAAGGCGAGAGACUCACGAACGCGCGUCCGCGACUGCGGUAUUCGGAAGCUCCUCCUGAUUUAGUCCGCGUGCGUCUUGGUCGUAUCGGUCGACGGUAGCGGGCUGCGAGCGACUGAGAAUCAGAGGGCAAGAAAAGUAGUCUUGAAAGGACAAGACACAACGAUCGUUACAGGAAAUUAUUAAGCCCGAAUUGGGUUGGGUCUGUAAGUUUAGUGAAAAUCGAUGUACACUAUUGAUUGGUUUGCAAAAACUAUGCGGUAUCAGCGAUA